Molecule: messenger RNA, 1185 nt
Organism: Candoia aspera
Lineage: Eukaryota; Metazoa; Chordata; Lepidosauria; Squamata; Candoiidae
Gene: MALSU1
Product: mitochondrial assembly of ribosomal large subunit 1
Exons: 4
Coding region: 108-809 (233 amino acids)
Biological process (GO): negative regulation of translation; negative regulation of ribosome biogenesis
Cellular component (GO): mitochondrion
Molecular function (GO): ribosomal large subunit binding
Source: RefSeq, a predicted model, not a curated record
CAAUCAAUGAGGAGAGGGAGUUUCCUAGCUAGAUUCCGUUUUGGAACGGUGGAUGUUCGUGCGUUCUGUCGUCUCUCCGGAUUUUUCCUGGGGAAUCGCGAAGCGCCAUGUGGCGAAGAAGCCUCUGUCUGCGGGUGUUGCAGGCUCUGAAGUCUCGGGGAAGCGCUGCAGCGGCUGGAAGCUCCAAAGGUGCCCAAGGAUGGAUUGACGCCAUGACCAUAGAGGCCGCAGCAGGUUCCGUCUUUCCCUCAUGGAUGUCUGGGGUAGGAUUACGAACAUUUAGCACUGCGGGGAAUUCUGAGCUGUGUGAUAGAGAAGGCGGCGCCGGAGCGGAGCUUCAAAACUUGCAAGAAGCGGAUAGAGAUGGGCAGGAAUGGAGCACCAAUCCAGACCCUGUUUCUUCAGUAUUCAGCAUUGAUGAUGUGGUAUCACUUGUGAGACAAGAAAAUGCAAAAGAUAUUUGUGUAAUCAAAUUGCCUCCAGAAAUAAAAUACAGCAAUUAUUUUAUAAUUGCCAGUGGAUCUUCUGCAAGACAUCUCCAUGCCAUGGCACAAUACCUGGUAAAAAUGUACAAGCAUAUGAAGAAGGACACUGAUCCUCAUGUUGUGAUAGAAGGAAAAGAGUCUGAUGACUGGCUAUGCAUUGAUUUUGGCAACAUUGUAGUCCAUUUCAUGUUGCCAGAGACACGUGAAAUCUACGAGUUGGAAAAGUUGUGGACACUCCGCUGUCAUGAUGAUCAGUUGGCACAGAUGGUUCCAGAAUCUUUACCUGAUGACUUUGUGUUUGGGCUGGAUUCUCAACAGCAGUGAUUUAACCUCACAUCUAAAGACUGGAAAGAGCUCUGCACAUACAACACGGUUGAUUGCAGUGGUCAGCUGGGUCACAGAGCCAAUUCUUGGAAAGACGAAAUGGAGCACAUCAAGCUGCAACUACUGAGUGUCAGCAUUAUGGAGUAUGGAUAACUAUAGAACUUACCAAUGGGAAGUCAGUUGUGGCCCAUGGGAAGAUGCCUCUUUCUGUGGCAGUAGUGAAGCUCUAUCAUCAUGUGGACAAUAGAUGUUUGAAAUAAAUUCCUAUUCAAGUUUGGGUCUUUCUGACAGUAACUUGUUGGGGUGUUGGUUGCUGUGCUUAUGUCGUUAGCAAGUUGAAUAAAGCUAUUUUGAAUUUUUUAAAAAAUCAUUCUCA